Molecule: messenger RNA, 1053 nt
Organism: Hansenula ciferrii
Lineage: Eukaryota; Fungi; Ascomycota; Saccharomycetes; Phaffomycetales; Wickerhamomycetaceae
Exons: 1
Coding region: 1-1053 (350 amino acids)
Source: RefSeq, a predicted model, not a curated record
AUGUCAUAUAUUAGAGCUAUUUUGGUGAAACAGGGAUCAAAUGUUCCAGAACUUGGUCAAAUUUUAUAUGAACCAUCAGUUUUACCAAAUUACAUUCAAGUGAAAGUCGUUGCAGUUUCAAUAAAUCAUCAUACAAGAGAAAGAGUGCUAGAAAUAGGACAUUUAGGAGAUCGAGUGAUUGGUGUUGAUGGUGUUGGUGUAACGCCAAUUGGUUUGGCUUAUUUCACAACUUAUGGGCUAACUGAAGGAUCUUUUGCUGAACUCAUAAAUGUUCAUAUAGAUUGUAUUACUUUUUUACCACAAUUAGAACUUUCAGUACCACUUAGUACUAAGGAUGUUGCUAGAAUAGCUGCUUUUGCUAAUCCUGGUUCUGCUGUUCAUUUUGCAUUGGGUAGAAUUGAUUCAAAGUUUUUGAGUCCAAAUUUUAAUGUACUUAUAAUUGGUGUUACAGGAACUGCUGGUGAAUUGGCUGCUCAAAUUUGUAAAAAAACAUAUAAUUGUGCUAAUAUUGUUGGAGUUGGUAGAUCAGUGUAUGAACUAGAUGAUUUAUUGAGAAAAGGAAUCAUCACUACUGGAAUUUCUCUUGCAGCUACUGAUGCUACAAUAGAAAUGGUUUUUGCACAAUUUGAAAUUGAUAUUGUGUUAGAUUAUACUUGGGGUGAACCAGCUGAAAGAGUUUUGACAAAUUUACUGAGAGCAAGAAAGAAUCAUACAAGACCUGUUUGUUAUGUUAAUGUUGGAUUAGUUUGUGGUGAUAAUUGUAAUAUAUCUUCAAAAAUUUUAAGAAAUGAAAAUAUACUUAUGGUUGGUGCUGCAUUUGGGCAACAUGAUAUUGAGAAAUCACAUCAACUGAUUGAAUUUUUGAUUUUUGAGUUGUUAAGUACAGAUUUCUAUGACUUUGAUCUUUAUGAUCCUGAGUGGUCGCACAUUAAUCAGUUGGUGUUUGAUUGGGACAAUUGGGAUCCUUCAAAGAGGAAAGUUUAUUAUUUUGCUAAUCAGAUUAGAAAUAUAUUCAAGUUUGAAUUGCAUAGUGAAAUAGACUUACUACAAUGA